Messenger RNA from Theobroma cacao (cacao), 2088 nucleotides. Lineage: Eukaryota; Viridiplantae; Streptophyta; Magnoliopsida; Malvales; Malvaceae. The record is from RefSeq and is a predicted model, not a curated record.
AUGUCUAAUCUGGAGUUAUUUCACAUCAAUGUGACUGGUAUCAGUGGAUCUGUUCCUAAAGAUUUGGGAAACCUCAAGAAUCUUGAAUGGUUCAACAUAGGCGACAACUACUUUGGAAAUGGGAAGAUCUCUGGAAAUAUUCCGGAUGAAAUUGGUAAUCUUGUGGGCCUAAAUCUUCUAGAUAUGAGGAUAACUGCCCCAACGGGUACCCUUCCAACUUCUAUUGGGAAGCUUCAAAAUCUUGAAAGAUUGUUCAUUGGUUGGAAUAACUUUUUUGGUGAAAUCCCAUCCUUUAUUGGUAACUUUUCUCGUUUGUUUGAUCUUCAAUUAUAUAAUAACAAUUUUGAAGGAAGAAUUCCACUUGCCCUUAGAAAUUGCAAAAAUAUGCAAAACUUGGAUAUUGUCGAAAACAAACUUAGCGGUAGUACACCAGAUCAACUGUUUGGUGCUCUUACAAAUUUGAUUGUAGUUAACAUGUCUUACAACUCAUUGACCAGUCCCCUUCCAUCAGAUUUUGGUAAUCUAAAGAACUUGGUAGAAUUAUAUGUUUAUGAAAAUAAAUUGUCUGGUGAAAUUUCAAAGACACUUGGUGAGUGUUAUGAAUUAGCAGCAUUUGAUAUGGUAGGAAACUUCUUCCAAGGAACCUUUCUUUCAAUCACCGAGGGUGAAGUUCCGAAAAGAGGGGUUUUCAAUAAAUCUAAUGGAUUUUCAAUUGUGGGAAACAAAAAUCUUUGUGGAGGGAUACCUGAAAUAAAGCUCCCAAAGUGCAUAAAUCCGAAGCCAAGGAAAAAGGGGAAUGCUCUAUCGACCAAAGCCAUCAUUAUUUUGAUCCUUGGCAUUCUAAUUGCCUCUAUUUUGGUCGUGCUUCUUUUCAUUUGUUGUUGCAGAAAAAGGUCUGGAAAGAAGUUUAUCCCUACAGCUUUGUUGGGUCAUAGCUACUUGCGAGUAUCCUACAAAGAGCUUCUGCAAGCAACUGGUGGUUUUUCAUCUUCCAACUUGAUUGGUGUGGGAAGUUUUGGCUCUGUGUAUAAAGGAGUUCUUCAUCGGCAAGAAAAACCUGUUGCAGUGAAGGUACUAAACCUUCAAAACCGUGGCGCUGCAAAGAGCUUCACGGUUGAAUGCAAGGCUUUGAGGAAAGUUCGACAUCGGAAUCUUCUCAAAAUUAAAACUUCCUGCUCAAGCAUUGAUUACCAAGGCAAUGAUUUCAAGGCUUUAGUUUUCGAAUUCAUCCCUAAGGGUAGUUUGGACAGUUGGCUUCAUGAGCAACAUGAGUCAAGGUAUUUGAACUUUGUUCAAAGGUUAGACAUAGCCAUUGAUGUAGCCAACGCAGUAGAUAACCUUCAUCAUAAUUGUGAGGCGGUAAUUGUCCACUGUGAUCUAAAGCCUUCCAAUGUUCUUCUUGAUGAUGACAUGGUUGCACAUGUCACCGAUUUUGGAUUGGCUAAGCUCCUGUCUAGCGACACAGACACUAUGGGUAAUGAUCAAGCAAGUUCCUCAGUGAUGAAAGGAACAAUUGGUUAUGUUCCCUCAGAAUAUGGUAUGGGUGGGGCUGUGUCUCCAGAAGGUGAUAUAUACAGCUAUGGGAUUCUGCUCUUGGAGAUGAUCACCGGAAGGAGGCCAACGGAUGCUAUGUUUCAUGGCGGCUUAAACCUUCACAAUUUCUGUAACAUGGCACUACCUGAACGGUUGAAGGAGAUUCUCGAUUCUCGCUUGCUCGAACAAAUUUGUGAAAACAAUGAGAGAUCCAGAAGUCAGCCGAACAUGGAAGCAAAGAUGUUGGAGAGUUUGGUUUCUUUCGCUAAAGUAGGAGUUGCGUGCUCUGCAGAAGCACCUGGUGAAAGAAUGGGAAUCAAAGAUGCUAUCACAGAACUACUUGCAACCAAGGCAAGGUUGCUUCGGACUGGGAUCCAUGGAAGGGACAGGAGAUAGGCAGCAGCCAUUGGUGACUCAGAAUAAACUUUUAGUCCUUGUUUUGUGUCAAUAAUUCAUAUUUGAACUUUGUUUUGCAUGUCUUAAAAUCGUUUAAACUAGGAUUGUCUGUAAAAAUUUAAAUUUCUGCAAAAUCUUGUUCUCAAUUUGUAUUUUCUG